Molecule: messenger RNA, 453 nt
Organism: Priapulus caudatus
Lineage: Eukaryota; Metazoa; Priapulida; Priapulimorpha; Priapulimorphida; Priapulidae
Product: myosin-VIIa-like
Exons: 3
Coding region: 1-453 (150 amino acids)
Biological process (GO): vesicle transport along actin filament; sensory organ development; actin filament organization
Cellular component (GO): vesicle; myosin complex; actin cytoskeleton
Molecular function (GO): microfilament motor activity; actin filament binding; ATP binding
Source: RefSeq, a predicted model, not a curated record
AUGAUCAGUCUGGGAGAUCUGCACGAGGCGGGCAUCAUGCGAAACCUGCUCAUACGCUACAAGGAGCACCUCAUCUACACGUACACCGGCUCCAUCCUGGUGGCGGUGAAUCCCUAUCAGAUCCUGCCCAUCUACACUGCUGAGCAGAUUCAGCUGUACAGAUCGCGUAAGAUCGGAGAACUGCCACCGCACAUCUUCGCGAUCUCGGACAACGCCUACGCGAACAUGAAACGCUACGGAGACCAGUGCGUCAUCAUCAGGUACGAUUCAGCGUUUGGCAACGCCAAAACCAUUCGCAAUGACAACUCUAGUCGCUUUGGUAAGUACAUCGACAUCCACUUCAACAAGCAGGGCAUCAUCGAGGGAGCGAAGAUAGAACAGUACCUACUGGAGAAAGUCUCGCAUUGUCAGCCAGGUCAGUUGUCAUGGGGCGAUUGUGGACUGAAUAAGUAG